Molecule: messenger RNA, 7577 nt
Organism: Notodromas monacha
Lineage: Eukaryota; Metazoa; Arthropoda; Ostracoda; Podocopida; Cyprididae
Source: the annotation of a GenBank genome assembly
UAAUUUGACUUAGUAUUUCUUGCAGUAUUGUUGUGUGACCUUGAAAUUGAGUGCAAUUUCAGUACGACGCGCGUGCGGUUUUAUAAGGAAAAGUCCACAUGUUCGACGGUGAAUGCAAUUCAGAAGUCAUCCUGAUCUUUUAUAAUUUUAUUCGAGUGACUUUUCGUGGCACACCGAUGACACCAGUAUGAAGCGGAGCUUGCACUGAUUCGGAAAUUGCCGGAGAUCGUGUCUCCAAUUUUCACGCUUUUUGAAACUUGACGGUUUCGUUCUCAAGAGAAGUUUUUCGAAAAAUCUGUUUACGUAGAAAUGCGUAGCUCAGAGCAAGACAGACCAAGAAGGCAUAGUUCCUUGCCUCUGACUUUGGGUUGUUUCAUGUCUGCUCGCGUGAAGAAGGUUCUAGAUGGCGAGGGACAAAUUCAGUCGAAGGUUGCCAAUAAUUCGAAAGUCCGCCGUAUCAAUCCGACGUCAGUUCGAGCAUCGGCAUCAAACGAGUGCUGGUAUUCUGCUGCGGAAAAUGAGACUCAAGUUCCAACGUCGAACCUCGUUUCGAAACAAGAGUCAUCAUUAUCAUUCACGGAAGAUAUUACGAUCUGUUUGGCAGGUAGGCCUCAGGACCUUGUUGUGAAAGAAGCGAAAUGCAUAGUACGUGACGUGAAACAAUACAAUCGCAAUGAUAUGACGGACGUUUUGCUGAAGAUUUCUGAGCUUCAACCUGUGGACUGCAGUCACAUUUGUGAGACCCGUGCUGACGCUGCCAUGCUUUGUCUGUACGUCAUUGCUGAAUUUGAUGAGGAACUUCUUCGCCUAUUAAAAAAUGAUGUUCUUCACGCAUUGAAAGAAAAUUCAACGAUUUGCCGCUUUUGCCCUCCGUUAGAAAAAAGACUCGAAUCCGUUUCGAGCGCCAUUACAGAAGAGCGAAAGCUGGAAACGAUGAAGCUUGAUUUCUCGGCAAGUGGUGUAUCGUACGAUCCGAAAAGAGAUAGCAAAACUGGAUUCGUAAAUCCACAAUCGUUCAGCGCAUACAGAAAACAACGAGAUGCUUUUUAUCGUUUGCAUAGUUGCUGGGAAGAGAGCAAGAAGACCGGUGACGACGGCGAAUUGAGUGGAUUUCAAUGCGCAGUCGAGGAUCUGAUGAAUAUAUCUUCAGAUCUUGAAAUAUCUCUCCAUUUUGCUGAUCUGUUCAUUCAGCAAUUCUUGGUCGACCUCCGACAGAACGGAGUGGCUGGUGAUAUUCCUGUCAGAAGUUCGGAUUCUCAAAAAAUGCGUCUUCUGCAAGAACGGAUGACCGCCCCGAAAGAGCAUUCAGGCGCACAAUUAUUGGAUUAUUCCGUCGAUUUCUUUGUGGCAUUUUUGAAAGCCACCCGCAAUGCUCUUUUUCGCGACGCCUUGAUUAUGACCAUUGUCGGACACUCCAGUGAUCUUAUGUUCAGCCGUGGACAGAAGUUACCCGAUGUUUCUGACUAUUGUGGGAGCUCGCACAUUGUUGCAGAUGAACUUCUCAAGUGCCUGGAGGCCCUCGGAAAACUCUUGGGUCUGGUUUAUUUUGUCCCGAGAAAGUUGAAGUAUCCAGUGAACAAGGCGGAUAUUAUCGAUGAAUAUGUUCGUUCGAAAACCUGGGUUCAAGCACCGGUCGACUUCAAAGGGAUUUUAUUGAAGGGCAUUCAAACUGGAAACUGUUUACCCGUCGUGAUUUGGAUGACAAAUUGCCUGCUGUUCGCUGACCCUCUGUCCGUCCGAGGUCGAUCCUUCCAAGAUGUUCUAAAUAUUUUUGAUCAUUUGUACAAAACAUCCACCGCUGAUACAGUGGUCUGUCGGCAAUGUUGCGUUCAUCGUAUUCCUAGUGAUGUUCUAAACAUGUCAAGUAGUGGCGCUUUCUGUAUGCAGCUGCAUAUCAGUUUGCUCAUGUCCACAUUCUCCUCCAAGUUGCCAUCGAAUCAGGAAAUUGAACAUCCGUCCGAUGCAGAAAAUAAUUUCGUCCUGAAGUGCAAGAAUUGUGUUCAGACGUUUGCCAAAAUUCACUGUACAUCUAAAGGAUUGCUAUCGUUCUUCGGCCCGUGGAAGAAGAUUAACGAGAAUCUUCGCAAGUUGGCGGUGACCGUUGUUGACAAGGCACCGAUUGUUCAUGAGCGUAUUGAGAUGAGAAGAAAGAUAAAACCAGUAACGCAGGCUAAACCUGCAUCAUUGGCCAGUUGGUCUCCUGUGGACGUCCUGCAAGAAAAAUUGGAACAAAAUUUUGAAAGGAAUAUAUCACCCUUCAUAAAACGGGUGAUGGAAUCGGUGGUUGAAAUUUUGUCUGCGAAAACCUCGAAGGAGUUGAAGGCACCAACGUUUCUAAUCUCAAACUCGCGUGAUUCGACGAGACGGAAUGAUUCUGUCGUGGAAGAGGAAAAUGAGAAGUUUGCCUGGCAGAUUUGUGUUGGAAAGAUCGAGGACCUUGCAAAAAGAUCGGUCGCGCCUCUCCUUCCAGAAAAUACUUCCCCCGAUCUGUCGAGUAUCAUCGUAAGCAUUGUUUCAAGGAGGGUUUGCGAAAAUGUUUGGACGACGUUCAGGCAUUCCAACGUACGAGUACGCUCCAACUUGAAUCAUACUCCUACUAAAACCUUCCCGGAAAUGCCCUCCAGAGAUUGUCUGGAGGUCGACGCUGUUCGCAUUUUUGAAUCGGCUGUGGAUAGUGACGUGACCGUAACCCCGCACCUCUCGCGAGAAAAUUCUAUGAUAUCUCGUCAAAAUAGUGCCAAGUUUCAACCAUGUGACGAUGCUGAUUACGAACGGUUCUCAUGUCAGUUGAUGCGACCUGAACUUCAUCAAAAACUUAUAAACGAAGUUUAUGAUAAAGAAGAAUGCGUUAGUGACUGCAUCAUCUUCAUGCGAAAUUCAAUCUGUGCCAUGUUGCGUGGACAAGACGUCAAUACGGAGCGCCUUUGGAGCAUCGUUUCGGAAUUGGAGGGGCGAACCUCUGAUAUCAUGCAAACAAUGCUGCCAAAAUUUACUCCGCUUUGGCUCGACUUCGUCGUGCUUUCUUUGUUGAAGUUUCACGCCUGCUCUGAAACUGAAAUAGCGAAGAUUGUCAAUGUGACGAAAGCGGUUGUGCAACUUUCGAAAAGCCCACUUCGUCCGUUUUGGUGCCGUCAUUUAAUCUUGCUGUCGAGUGCCUCUGACGUAGGUUGGGCCAAUUGGGAAUCCUUUUUCACCAAAAUUAUCAUCUCGGAAUUGGUCGAUUUUGGUGAUUUUAAUUCAAGUUCGCUGUCAAUUUUCAGUCACUCGUGGCCACCGGAACUUCUGUCACGGUUGAGUUUGAUAUUUUGUCGCAUCCGUGAGUACCCCGUAAAAUCACGUAAAGUUAUCGGAAUGGCGGAUAAUGCUUCGGUCGAUCCCGGGAUCAAGCAGUUUUUGUAUGCGUGGUGUUCAAAGCGAAAUAAAACGCCCGUGUAUUCUGUUCGUUCGGGCGGUGGACCACAGCAUCGACAGCGUUUUAUCUGUGAACUUCGUGUUGAUGGAUUUGGUUACAUUGCUUGUGGCAAUUCCACCACGAAAAAAUCGGCGGAGAGCAACGCUGCCAAUGAUUUUGUCGAGUAUCUGGUGCGGCAAAACGAGAUUGACACUUCAACUAUUCCUACUUUUUGUGCCCCGGGAAGGAUGGAUGCGAACUCGACUCCUAGACCUCAACAAAGCGCUGUGAUACCCGUGGAGGACGCGUACAAACCAUUUCGACAUGAACCCCGGCCUGGAUUUGAAACGUUGGAUGCGAUGGAUGUGGCAGAAGCUGAAAAUGCGGACGUCAAUGCUGAGUGCCACGGAUUCUGGACUGUGAACAACGCAAAAGCCAAAUUGAAUGAAUUCUUGGCAAAGCGGCGAAUUCAAGCUGAUUACCACUACGAGAUUGUUGGGCUAAGCAGCAAGAUUUCCCAAACGCUUGCUCUCAUCGAAAUGCGAAAAGUGGUCUUAGAAACAUGCUUGAGCCAGUUCCUCGCGUUCAAAUUCUUACAAAACAAAAUUUGGUUUUUGCUGCGAAGGACCUUCGUGGCGUCCAUGAGUUUCUACGUUCGGGAGCUCGGGCGAGAUAUCAAAGGAAGGGAGUCGGGGUCAACCAAAGCUUCAGCUUCACGUAGUUGUGCUCUCUCCAUCGUGAGGCAGUUGUUUCAUCUCAACUUGAUUCCUGCGAAUGCUGGUGCGGCAGCAUUGUCGAAGAAAGAUCGAAAUAAGGUCAUCAAACCAUUUGAAGUCAGCGUAAAGCCCGAGAUGAUACAGGAAAUAAAAAAUACUCUGGAUCUCUUCAGCAUUCGUCCCAUGGCAGGUGUUAUUGAUCCCGCGUUGAAGUUGACGUCUCUCCUGCCAUCAAGAACUGUGGUAGACACGAAACCCACUUGCGAAUCAACCGACAUGACAUCGAUUAUGUGGGCACCGCCCAUCCGUAACUGGGACCCGUGGAGGGCGUGUAACAUUGACGAGGGCUAUUUCGCAUCGGCAAGUUUGGAAACACUUUCGCAAGAUUUUGAGAAAAGUUUCCAGGAAAUGCAGAAGACUGAUCAGCAUUAUCAGCGUAUGCGUCACUCGAGGGAAGCUUUGCCUGUGUUCGCCGCCCGCGUCGAAAUUCUCGAUACUAUAAAAGAAAAUCGCAUAGUCAUAAUUAAAGGAAGCACCGGAUGUGGAAAAACCACACAGGUACCGCAAUUCAUCCUUGAUGAGCAUUUGCUGUGUGGCAGUGGAGCCUUCUGCAAUAUCGUGGUCACUCAACCACGCAAGAUAUGUGCAGUUUCUGUCGCUGACCGAGUUGCGAAUGAGCGCAGUGAAGAACUUGGUCAAUCUUGUGGAUAUUCCGUUCGAUUUGAGUCGAUGUUGCCGAGGCCUUAUGCAUCCGUGCUGUAUUGUACUGUCGGUGUGCUUCUACGCAAGAUGGAAAGCGGAAUGCGAGGAAUCUCGCAUAUUAUUGUCGAUGAAGUUCACGAAAGAGAUGUCAACACAGAUUUUCUGCUCAUCCUUCUCCGUGACAUGCUGAACACCUAUCCCGAUCUUCGAGUGGUGCUCAUGAGUGCGACAGUAGACACCUCUAUUUUUCGCACUUACUUCGGGGAAUGUCCCCUGAUCGAGGUUCCCGGGAAAAUCCAUCCGGUUGAGGUUUUUUAUCUCGAAGACAUUGUGGAAACUUUGGAUUACUACCCCAGCGAGAUGUUCAUUCGGAAACGAUUGGAUCGUGGCAAGAAACGCAAACUGAAGCCAGUCGUUGAAGGAGGAGAACCUGAAGAAGGCGAUGACGAUGGCGAGGAAGACACAGAAGACUGUAAUCGUAUCGUUAGCGAAGAUUACGGAGUGAAAGUUAAGGAGGCGAUCGCGGCUAUGUCUGAGCGGGAGAAUCUGAAUAAUGAAAUUAUGGGGAAGCUGCUCAAGUAUAUUGACACCAUGGGAGAAGGAGCCGUACUCAUCUUCUUGCCUGGAUGGAGCGCAAUUUUUGAAGCUUGGAAAUAUUUCAGCAAUCAUCCGGAUUUUGGACCAUCUCAAUAUCUCUUUCUUCCAUUGCACUCAAAUCUACCACGUCAAGACCAGCGGAGAGUUUUUGAUGACCCCGGACAAGGAAUCAGAAAAGUUAUUCUCUCGACGAAUAUUGCGGAAUCUUCAGUCACCAUCGAUGACGUGGUCUACGUGAUUGACUCUGGUUUAGCGAAGAUGAAACUUUUUACUUCUCAUAACAACAUGACAAAUUACGUUACUAUUUGGACUGCAAAGGCAAACUUGGAUCAAAGGAAAGGCCGUGCUGGUCGUGUUCGUUCAGGAUUUUGCUUCAGAUUUAUGACGAAGGCGAGGCAUGAAAAACUGGAAGAGCACAUCACGCCGGAAAUAUUACGUUCACCUCUUCACGCAAUUGCUCUCUCCGUAAAGUUACUUCGUGUAGGAGAUGUGCAAAAGUUUUUGGCCAAGGCUGUUGAACCGCCACCGUUGGAUGCUGUUAUCGAAGCCGUUUUAGUGUUGAAAGACCUCAGGGCGCUGUAUUCUUCUGAAGAAUUGACACCGUUGGGUAGAAUUAUCGCAAGGCUACCCGUUGAUCCGAGGGUCGGAAAGAUGUUGGUUAUGGCGUGCGUGUUGGGACUUGGCGAUGCCGGAUGUUGCCUAGCUGCGCAAAGCGCUUCUCAUCAUGAAGUUUUCCUCAUCGAGAUGGGAAGACGAUUGACAUUCCGUCAAAAAAAUAUGGCGGGAAGUCGCUGUAGCGACCAGUUAGCGCUUUUGAAUGCGUUUAUGCGAUGGGAAAGCCAAAUGUUGAAAGGUGAAGACGCCGAAAUCCGUUUCUGCGACUCCCAGAGUUUGUCAAUGCCCAUGUUGAGGGUCAUCUGGGAAGCUAAAAAACAAAUAAGGGACUUGCUCAUAAGCGCCGGAUUUCCUGAAAGCGUGUUCGCCCCAGUAGAAUUUGAUUUCUUUGGUUCUGACCACAAUCUAGAUCUUUUAGCUGGUCUUCUUGCAGUUGGAUUCUAUCCGAACAUCUGCUGGUACCGAGAAAAGCGUAUGGUGAUUACAUCUGACAUGACUCGGGCUUUAAUCAACAAGACGAGCGUUAACUGCCCGUACACGAACCAAGAUAGCGGAACGUUGUUUCCAUUUCCCUACUUCGUGUUUGAGGAAAAAGUUCGCACUCGAGCUGUGUCGUGCAAGCAGCUGUCUAUGGUCACCCCAUUACAGCUCCUGAUUUUUGGUUGUCGGAAAGUGGAAUACUUCAUUCCAGUGGAACCCAUUGGAGAAGCGAAGGAUCCCGAAUCAGUUCUGGCUUUCGAAUACGGACCUGUUGUGAAGCUGGACGGUUGGAUUUCUCUGAAGAUGUCGCCGGAAGAAGCAAGUCAUGUUGCCGGUCUUAGGCCUGCCCUUGAAACGAUUUUAGAGAAUGUGGCCGCCAGUCCUCAUUUGCUAAUGGAAGGCGAAGUAGACUUCCAAGAGAAGCUGGGCGCAGUUCGGGAAGUUUUACUCAAUGUUUGCUCUCUAGAAGCAGGUCGGAACGAUCUACAACGAUUUCAGCCUAGUCCCUCCAGGCCAUUUUCCAGUCCCGGCCCCAAGCGGUUCUUCUCAGAACGUGGUGGGCAUGGAAUGCCAUUCACGGGAAUGAACCGAGGAUUUUCUCACGGAGACUUCGGAGGUCGAGGCGGUCGAGGUGGAGGAAGAGGAUUCGGCUUUGGGGGUUACAGAGGUGGUUUUUCACCUCAAAAUAAUUGGCGUAAUCCAAGCUCACCACAGAAUCGUUGGAAUCAGCCACAUUACGGUGGUGGUCAGCGCUUCAACGGGCCUCCUCGUGGGGGUUUCAAUCCAAGGUUUGGAGGAAACCGGGGGAGAGACUACUGAUGAUUCAUAUGUACGGUUACAUGGAAUAACCUGCUGCGUGAAAUACCCGUGAGAACAUCAGCGAAGUGUUUUUAUAUGAGGCUUUUCAGAGGAAUUGCGUCAAUUACAGAAGAUUCUCUGCGUUUCGGAUAUUUACAAUUUUAUUUUCCCUUUUUGCUGCAGCUUCAAAACUUUUUGUUCUGUCAUGUUUCGUGUUACUGUGGGAAGUAAUGUUGCUUAAAUUAUCGAAGUUAUAUUGAAAUUCUAUGAAUUGAAUA